Sphaeramia orbicularis (orbiculate cardinalfish) is the source of this 4581-nucleotide messenger RNA. RefSeq names its product rho GTPase-activating protein 30 (gene arhgap30). The transcript is spliced from 14 exons. Gene Ontology annotation, biological process: small GTPase-mediated signal transduction. Gene Ontology annotation, molecular function: GTPase activator activity. NCBI's taxonomy places the organism in Eukaryota, Metazoa, Chordata, Actinopteri, Kurtiformes, Apogonidae. The record is from RefSeq and is a predicted model, not a curated record. Bases 259 to 4077 code for a protein of 1272 amino acids.
GCUGCUUACUUGUGUGCCGCUGCAGAGUGAAGCUUUGACGCUCAAACACAACACAGCUUACAGAGGAAACCACCGGCAGGCCAGAAACAUGCACUGAAGCAAAGGAAACGGCAGCAGAAGCAGCAGAAGCAGCAGAAGCAGCAGAAGCAGCACGGCGGUCCAAACUGUGAAAUGAGCACAUCCUCUAUGAAUCCAAGGUCAUAAGAAACCAUCCAGUGGUCAACCCAACAUCCAAAGGACAAACCGUCAGAGGGAGCGAUGAGAAGGGUUCGGAGAAAGGCCGGGAACAAAGAGAAGGUGUUUGGAUGUGACCUACUGGAGCACCUGACCGCCUCCAACCAAGAAAUUCCUCAGGUUUUACGAUACUGCAGCGAGUUUGUUGAACAACAUGGGAUUGUGGAUGGGAUCUACAGGUUGUCUGGAGUCUCAUCGAACAUACAAAAACUGAGGGGGGAGUUUGAAGGUGAAGGGACUCCAGAUCUGAACAAAGAUGUGUACCUGCAGGACAUCCACUGUGUCAGCUCUCUGUGUAAAGCCUAUUUCAGAGAGCUGCCGAACCCUCUGCUCACAUAUCAGCUGUACGACAAGUUCGCUGAGGCGGUGGCCAUCCAGCUGGAGGAGGAGAGGCUGGUGAAGAUCAGAGAUGUUCUCAAAGAACUGCCCACACCUCAUCACAGAACCUUAGAGUUCCUAAUGCGUCAUCUUGUCAGAGUGGCUUCAUUUUCCUCAGAGACCAACAUGCAUGCCCGGAACCUGGCCAUCGUCUGGGCUCCCAAUCUGCUCAGGUCCAAGGACAUUGAGGCGUCUGGGUUCAACGGUACAGCAGCCUUCAUGGAGGUCAGGGUUCAGUCUAUUGUGGUGGAAUUCAUCCUCACACAUGUUCCUCAGCUGUUUCCUGAACCAGGAGUUUCGAGUCAGAGGAGGAAGUCCCUCCCCUCUCCGUCAGCGAUAUCCAAUCAGGAGGAAGCCUUUUUCAAGUCGGCUCCUUUUCAGCCUCCUGUGAACAUUGGAAACAUCAGUCCAGGAGAUGGACCACUGCCCAUAAGACCCUACCAUGCAAUUAUAGAAGGCACUGACAAGAGGAAAGGCUCUCUCAAAGGCAGGAAGUGGAUGUCCAUCUUUAAUAUUGGAGGACGCUUCCACGACUCACGGAGGAGACACAAACACUCCACAAAGGAGAAAGAGCAGCCUACCCUGAGAUCAGCGAAAAGCAUGGACUCCCUCAGUACUCCCAACUUAACAAAUGACGGUAAUGAUGCAGUCGCUCUGGAUGCUUCCAGACGUCCUAACCAGCGUCCUCCCUCCAACAACUUGUCUCCACUCGUGGCUCCUCCCCCUCAGUCUGGCUCUGAGAUCGGAGUAUCUACUGGUGCAAUAGGUGGCAGUGAGUACGCCGUGAUGUACCGCCGAGGAACGGGCAUAGUAGGCGGGGGAACUCAGGGUACUUACACGGCCCUUGACCCUGAAGGGGUGGGGGUGGGGGGUAACGACACCGUCCUGUCCAGAUCACCGGGAAUCUCAGCCAAAGCAGGAAGGAGAGCAGCCAUGCACAUCACAGGCCCCACCAUGGUCACCAUACCGCUGCACAUCACCUCCAGCCUGGCAUUAGGGGUGCUGCAAAGGGGAGGGGCGGACAGGAUCAUCCACCGAGGUAGAGAUAAGGAUGUGGUGGACAAGGGGGAAGCUAAGGAGGGGAGAGAACAGGUGGAGAGGAGAGUGAAAAAGAAGGUGGAAGGAGGAGAUGGAGGAGGAGAGGAGGAGAAACUGACAGAUAGGGAAGAAGAGGAGGAUGCAGAAGAAAAGAGGGUCACACAAGAAGGAGGUGAGGAGGAUGACCAAGGAAAGGAGGAGGAGGAGAAGGAAGAGAGGGAGGCGGAGUCAGGGGGUGACGGCAGAGAGCAGCGAAGCUCAAGUGUCAACUCCAACCCUGAGGAUGAGGAUGAAGAUGAAGAUGAAGAUGAAGAUGAAGAUGAAGACGAUGUCUGUCACCACGAUGUUGACAACAGCGAUGAAUACAUGGAAAUGAAAGGUGUAGAACCACUUGAUGGUGAUGAAGUGGAGUGUGAGGCUGCCGACAUCCUCAACUCGACUGAAGUGGAGGGGGACGUCCAGGGUCUGUCCGGCUACGUUCAGGAUAACUUUGAAUUUCUGGACCAAAUGGACUGCAGCGUCAUGGAUCACAUGGACUGCAGCGUGUCGUACCAGGUGAAUGAGUUCUCAGUAGAACCUCCUGGUCACUCAGAUGAUGAGUAUGAAGUCAUGGAACACGCUCAGGUGUCCAAUGAUCCUGCAGAGCUUCAGGUCCACCUGGAUCCACAGACACACACCCACAUGAGGCCACACAGGCCACUCAGCCUCGACCUACACAACCGACACACUAAAUCCUUCAGCCUGCCUUACAUGACCUCACCGGUCCGGGGCCAGGAGGACCUGAGCUCUGAAGAAGACGAUGAAGAUGAUAAUGAUUACAGCAGUGAGGAAGAUGAGAGCAUGUUUGUAAGAAGUAACACCACAGAAUACUUUUUACGCAGUCGGGCUGAGUCUGCACCAGGCAGUGAAGCACAGGACCACCCCAUCCACCUGACAGUUUUUACCAGUCGGUCACAGAGCUGUGGGGGUAAAGAGUGGCCGGAGUUACACAACGAUCAUCCUGCAAGUGGAGGUCAGGAGUGGGCGGAGCAUAAGAACAGACCAAUGAGAGAGGAGCAAACACCGACGGAAGAGGAAGAAGAAGUCAACAACGGAGAAGACCAACUGGAAAACAAAAAGCAGAGCGCUGCAACAGUCGACAGCUUCAGCACCGUGGAGGAGGUCACAGAUGUUCAGUGUUGUUUGGAGGUUCCACCAUCACCACAAAAACUGGACAUCCACAACUUGAGUGAUUACAAGAAGGAGAAUCCUCACAGUGAUGAUCCACCCUGUCUGCAGGAAGAAGCUGUUUCUUCAGACGAGUUCAGAGACAUUUCUGUGCAGGAAACGGAAAGUAAUGAAGGCAAGGAUGGUGGUUUUGUAGAUGAAGAGGCAGCGGACACAUGCACAGAAACUGCUUGUACUGUUCUACAAACAGAAGAACUUACUGAUGGUGAUGGGUUACCUGAAGAAAAGAGGCCAGAAGACAACAAAGAGGAGGACAGUGUAGCACCUCGUAGACCAAGCUGUGAAAUUUGGGAGGAACUUGAGGAGGUUGUACUCGAAGUAAUUGAAGAUGAGGAAAGGAAUCACAGUGAGACAAAGGGAAAGAAGAGUGGAGAGGUGGAGAACGAUGGAGAUGAAGUACAGCAGACAGAGGAGGCUGUAGGAGAAGAAGAAGAGGUAGAAGAAGUAGAAGAAGAAGAGAAAGAGGAUGAAGAGGAAGAUGAUGAAGAAGAAGAAGACUUGAUACAAAAGACAGAAAGUGAAGUAGAAGUAGAAGUAGAAGUAGAAGUAGAAGUAGGAGACCAACUGAUGCACAACGACUUGCAGGAAAAAGAGUCAGAUGAUGUAAGCGGGGACGGAGACAAAGUGAGUCAAGAUAAAAAUGUUACCACAGAAGAAGAAGUGGUUUCAAAUGAGCUCGAAAAAGAGAACCAAGAGAGAGAAGACAAAACGUGCACACCGCCACCACAUGUAGACAGAAAUGAAAAGUGUAAACAGGACGUCAGCUGUGACACGAAUGAUUCAAAAGAGGGAAGGUGUGAGGAGGGGGAUGUUCCUCCUCUAGUAGGUGUCGGGAGAAAGUUGGUCACCUCCAGGCAGAAAACGUACCAAGUCAAAGCAGUGCCGGUGGUGCCGCCCAAGCCGCAGCACUGCAAAAUAACCGCCCUGACCCUCCGGCAGCAGCAGCAGCAGAGGGAGAGGAGAGACGCCCAGGACGAAGAGGCCAAGGGGGACAAGGAGAGACCGGCACCCAGGGCUGCAGGAGACAGGAGGAGGGACCAUGGAGAGGAGGGUACCGGCAGCAGGGACGCCAGCAGGAGCAGCCCCAUCAGCAUGUGUUUCGAUGAGGCCGUCGCCAUAGCAACCAUGAGGAGGGGAAAGGGAAAGGAGAGUGAAAAGGAGAAGGAGAGACACAGGGACUGGGCACAUGAUGUACAGUAAAUAGGUUUGUGUAGAGAAAACUGAUCUGACUGUGCAAACUAUUUUUGUAGCAUAAAGGGCUGUGUUUCUUUAUUGGUGAAAUGCUGCCUUUACUGAUGGAGUUGUUUUUGUUUUGUUUUUUUCAAGUAAAAUUGCAACUGCACAAACAGUAUUAACUGUGUAAUGCUACUAAAGAUGCUGUUUUCACAUCACACACUUGAGAACAAGAGAUGUUUUCAGGAAAUGUCUCAGUUGCUGCAAGUUAGCUACCAAAUCAUAGUUCAAUAAAAUGUUAAAACUGGAAGACAACACACAGGAAGGAUGGAAUGAAAGGUGAAAAGGCAUUUAAAGGUCCAGUCUAGGAGACUUAGGGAGAGUUAGGAGGAACUACCUCCAGAAAUGACCAAUAUAUAUUUAACCCUUUCAUGCAUGAAUUACGAGAACCUUAGUCUAGAUUUUUUUCCUGAGUGUUUUUAUCCCUCUUUAGGCAUGAAAAAACAACAUGAUUGAAUUUUUUUAUUGAAC